Molecule: messenger RNA, 177 nt
Organism: Thermothielavioides terrestris NRRL 8126
Lineage: Eukaryota; Fungi; Ascomycota; Sordariomycetes; Sordariales; Chaetomiaceae
Exons: 1
Source: RefSeq, a predicted model, not a curated record
AACAAGCUGUUUAAUAGCCAGUAUAUAAUGCUAAUUAGCGACUUCUUCCAACUGUCCCCUAUUGCUGAGAAGCUAUUGUUUACCAAUAUAGCGAACCUAAAUGCUACUAAGGUGGUCGACUACAAUAUAUAUCUAGCGUUCGACUAUACUAUUGAGCUCAAGGAGGUUAUAAAAUAG